This is a messenger RNA of Helicoverpa zea (corn earworm), 719 nucleotides long. RefSeq lists its product as uncharacterized. The record is from RefSeq and is a predicted model, not a curated record. The transcript has 3 exons. Lineage: Eukaryota; Metazoa; Arthropoda; Insecta; Lepidoptera; Noctuidae. Bases 253 to 666 code for a protein of 137 amino acids.
GUGUGUAGCAAGACUAAAAAAAUCGCGAACUGGCGCGAAAUUUUUUAGCAAGUUUUUUUUUAAAUUAAUUGUGCAAUUGUUGAAGAAUCUGUUUUUGUGUUCAUCCUGAGUGUGUUAUACUCUUUUGAUGUUAAAAUUAUUAUCGUGUAUUUUGUGAAGCAAUGUGAGAGAAGGACGAUAGGCGGUAAAUUACAUGUGACAAGUUUAUUUUAAAAUUGCUCUGGUUUUUGUGUGAAAUUGUGUUUGUUUAUUAUGGCUGAUGUGGAAAAUACCGGCGGGAAAGAGGUUAUCAAAGAAGAAGAGGAGGAGGGCACAGAGUUAGAGCUAGAGGCUCUAUACAGAAGAUACUGCGUGCGACUCAAACAUGCGCUCUUCGUUUCAGCGUUGUGUGUCACGCUGUUCUGUUGCGUUCUGCUGUUGUGUGCGGUGUGCAUUCUGCACUCGAGUGAACUAUCAACCCAAACAAAAGCGAUCGCAUCACUAUCCGUCAUCACAUUCGUGCUGUCAAUAGUGUUGUGCCUAGCGCUGUUACCAGCGGCCCCGGAAUGGGAAGCACUAGCGCUGGCCGGGUCACUGCUAGUGACGUUCAGUCUUGGUGCCGGGACGCUGAUGGCGACGCAUCAUGCGCCGUUGCCACUCUUCGCUUUGAUAUUGGUAAGUUGUUAAAUUAUAGUGAACGAGCUAUUGUUACUAGCUGCCCCGGAAUGGGAGCUAGCCGG